AUGGGUAAAUCAAAGAAUUUACUUGAAAACGAAAGGAAACAAAUCGUAAGGCUGCGAAAGCAAAGUAAAACCUUCACCGAAAUAGCAAAUAUAGUGAACAGGUCAGAAACGGCUUGUAAGCAAGCUUGGUAUAAAUUUUUAAAGGCAGGCAUGUAUUGCGAUCAACCGAAAAACGGAAGACCACGGAAAACAACGCCGAAAAUGGAUCGCCGAAUUCAUCGAUUGAGCGGAAAGGAUCGUUUUCGUAGUGCAAAUAAUAUUGCUGUGGAAAUAAAUUAUAAAAACGAUACACAAAUUAGUGCUAGAACUAUUAGGAGAAGAUUAGAAGACUUUAACUUAGGAGGACGAAAACCCCAAAAGAAACCAUUGCUGAGUUCUAGGAAUCGAAAAAGACGACUUGCAUUUGCUAAAGCUCAAAAAUUCAAUCGAAAAUUUGUGGAGCAUCAUAAAAAAGACAGUACAAGGUUAUAA
Molecule: messenger RNA, 471 nt
Organism: Bombus terrestris (buff-tailed bumblebee)
Lineage: Eukaryota; Metazoa; Arthropoda; Insecta; Hymenoptera; Apidae
Exons: 1
Coding region: 1-471 (156 amino acids)
Biological process (GO): DNA integration; DNA transposition
Molecular function (GO): DNA binding
Source: RefSeq, a predicted model, not a curated record